Molecule: messenger RNA, 1253 nt
Organism: Neltuma alba
Lineage: Eukaryota; Viridiplantae; Streptophyta; Magnoliopsida; Fabales; Fabaceae
Product: hydroxyproline O-galactosyltransferase HPGT1
Exons: 12
Coding region: 85-1113 (342 amino acids)
Cellular component (GO): Golgi membrane
Molecular function (GO): galactosyltransferase activity
Source: RefSeq, a predicted model, not a curated record
UCUCUCACCCGCAUCUUUCCCAUAAUCGAAUCAAUUUUGUAAGAUUUGGAUCUGCUUCAUAGUUCGGAGGCAUCUCGGACUUAAAUGCAGAGCAAGGGGUCGAGCUACAGGCUUUCUGCCAUGGCCUAUCGGUCCCGGGUGCCAACUCUUCUGAUCUCCAUGUUCGCUAUUUUUGCUUCUUUCUACGUCGCUGGAAGGUUAUGGCAGGACGCAGAGAACAGGGUGUAUCUGAUUAGAGAACUUGACAGGAUAACUGGGCAGGGGCAAUCUGCGAUAUCUGUGGAUGAUACGUUGAAAAUCAUAGCCUGCAGGGAACAACAUAAGAAGCUUGAUUCCCUUGAGAUGGAACUUGCUGCAGCUAGACAAGAAGGCUUCGUUUCGAAGCGUUUGACUGAGACUAAUGGGACUUACACUAGGAAAGGGCCCUUGGUAGUGAUUGGAAUAAUCACAAGGUUUGGCCGGAAGAACAAUAGAGAUGCAAUCCGCAAGGCAUGGAUGGGAACUGGUGCGGUUUUGAAGAAAAUGGAGGAAAAGAAGGGUAUCAUUGCACGAUUUGUUAUUGGAAGGAGUGCUAAUCGCGGGGACAGUCUGGAUAGAGACAUUGAUCGUGAAAAUAGGCAGACUAAUGAUUUCAUGAUCCUUGAUAACCAUGUGGAGGCUAAUGAGGAGCUCCCAAAGAAGGCUAAGUUGUUCUUUGCUUUUGCUGCAGAUAAAUGGGAAGCUGAGUUUUAUGCCAAAGUCAAUGAUGAUGUUUAUGUAAAUAUUGAUGCAUUGGGAGCUACACUUGCAGCUCAUUUAGAUAAACCUCGUAUUUACAUAGGGUGCAUGAAGUCAGGCGAAGUAUUCUCUGAACCGAACCAUAAAUGGUAUGAACCAGAAUGGUGGAAAUUUGGGGAUAAAAAAUCAUAUUUUCGUCAUGCAUCAGGAGAGAUGUAUGUCAUAUCUCGUGCUUUGGCUAAAUUCAUAUCGAUUAACAGAUCAAUUCUCCGUACCUACGCCCAUGAUGAUGUUAGUGCUGGAUCCUGGUUUAUUGGGCUUGAUGUGAAGCAUGUUGAUGAGGGGAAGUUUUGUUGCUCAUCUUGGUCAUCAGGAGCGAUUUGUGCGGGUGUCUGAAUUGAUUGGUUAUCCCCUUGGAGUUAUACAGAUUGGACAUAUAUACUCGCACAUUAUUAGGAAUUUUGUUAUUCCUCAGAUUUCAAGUCCAUCUGUAAAACAGUCUCAGUUGCAAACUAGGGUAGUUAGCGGGUUGUUGA